UACCCCGCAAAGACCUGUUAGUGCUAAGGACCUAUCGAGUAUAGUAACUUUCGGGUCGCUUCUUAGUGCGGGAUGGUUUAGAUAAUAUAUCCACGCCGCCUGUCAGUGCUCUCUGGUCAGUGAUGACAUUGCAAUUGUGUACCAACUACGACGAUUCACCGUUGCUGAAAGCCAGAAUCCCUCCAAUCGUAUCACAUAUGAUAUGUCCGCCGACUUCUGGGCUGGCUACUUGAGCGGUGCUAUUGGGAUCAUCAUCGGCAACCCGCUUGACAUUAUCAAGGUUCGACUGCAGGCGGGACAGCAUGCAGAAGUCGUUGCAUCAUCAACCACCCAGCAAUUGAGCCGCCUGGAGAGCGUCACUUCUCUGGUGCGAGGCUCCGCUGCUCCGAUACUGGGUUAUGGAGCCCUAAACGCUCUGCUCUUCGUGGCCUACAACCGGUCAUUGAUGACCCUGGACACAGCCAUUACAGACCCAACCUCACCCCAAGGGACGUCUCUGUACAAAGUGUGGCUCGCAGGUGCGGCAGGUGGACUAGCCAGCUGGACUGUAUCGUCUCCCACAGAGUUUAUCAAAUGUCGAGCCCAACUGGACACCCGGCCCGGGAUCUCCUCCUGGACCGUUGCCAAAGAUAUUAUUAGUACCCGAGGCUGGAGGGGCCUAUACUAUGCAGGAGGAAUCACUUGCGCCAGAGACGCCAUUGGCUAUGGGUUUUACUUCUGGUCUUACGAGUACUGUAAGCGUCUCAUAAGUUCCGAGGACGAUACUACGAAUCUGGCUGCAUUGAAGAUCCUCCUCUGCGGCGGCAUUGCUGGCGUUGUCACCUGGACGUCGGUCUUCCCUCUAGACGUGAUCAAGACAAGGCUGCAGGCUGGGACAAUUGAAACAUCUCAAGAUCGCCCUCUUCUACCGUCUCGCAUACACACACGCGAUGCAAGCUCAAUUAAGGUUGCCAGAGAGGUCUAUCAGACUGAAGGUCUGAAGGCCUUUUACCGCGGCCUCGGGGUGUGUAGCUUUAGGGCAUUCAUCGUGAAUGCGGUUCAGUGGGCGACUUACGAAUGGCUUAUGAGAUAUCUACAAGAAGCCUGAACUUAUACAAGAAGCUCGACUAAGGAGGAACGGGACAGCUCGAUCGAUCCCCCACGUUCUGUAAUUAAAAUUGCAGCUUGUAAAUUAUUCUUGCCCAAGAGGAGUCGGAUCCGAUCCGAGUGGGGACCUAACUGUGCGACACUCCGAGAACCGGCAGUUUGCAAGGGGUCACCGCAAGACGGAAGCAGUGCGUUCGGCGCAGAACUGGCGA
Messenger RNA from Aspergillus fijiensis CBS 313.89, 1298 nucleotides. RefSeq names its product putative mitochondrial carrier protein. The transcript has 4 exons. Gene Ontology annotation, biological process: transmembrane transport. The record is from RefSeq and is a predicted model, not a curated record. Gene Ontology annotation, molecular function: transmembrane transporter activity. The coding region runs from base 203 to 1087 and encodes 294 amino acids. Lineage: Eukaryota; Fungi; Ascomycota; Eurotiomycetes; Eurotiales; Aspergillaceae.